Molecule: messenger RNA, 1786 nt
Organism: Anopheles nili
Lineage: Eukaryota; Metazoa; Arthropoda; Insecta; Diptera; Culicidae
Gene: Adck5
Exons: 3
Coding region: 1-1650 (549 amino acids)
Source: RefSeq, a predicted model, not a curated record
AUGGCCAGACGAAUUUGGUCCACUGUGAACUUAUCUACGCAAAGAUGCUACAGUUCGUUAAAGUCAACGGCAACACCCAGAGCAGUUACACCGUCCGUUGCCCGUGCUAUUGCGUUGAGCCUGGCCGGUAGCAUUGCAGGUGCGGGUGCCUACGAUGGUGCCAUAAACGAGUUUGAAAACGUCCAAGGCGCCCAGCGAUUUCUUCGGUCAUUCUGGAUUGGACUCAGCAUAUCCGUCGAUUACGCUUGGAGCUUAAAAGGCCUCGAAGAAGGCGAUGGGCAGUAUGAAGCUAUUUUGCCGGAAAUCCAUCGCCGUUCCGCGAAGAAACUGUUGAACGGUUGCUUAGCGAAUGGCGGGUUAUACAUCAAAAUUGGACAGGGUGUUGCCGCCCUUAAUCACAUCAUACCGAAGGAGUAUGUCGAUACACUGCGCCAGCUAGAGGAUCGCUGUCUCACCCGCCAGCCCGAUGAAGUGCGAUCGCUAUUUAUCAAAGAUUUUGGCGCCCCACCGGAAGAAAUCUUUGCCAACUUUCAGUACGAAGCGAUCGCGGCGGCUAGCUUGGCGCAGGUUUUCCGUGCCGUUACCAAGUCCGGUGAGAAGGUGGCGGUAAAAGUACAAUACGCUGACUUACAAAAACGAUUCGAUGGCGAUCUUCGAACAAUUAUGUUUCUUCAACGGCUUGUCGCGAUGAUGCACAAAAAUUACAAUUUUGGAUGGAUCAUUGAUGACCUGCAGGGAACCCUGCGUGAAGAACUCGAUUUCGUGCACGAAGGUCAAAACUCGGAACGAUGUGCGAAGGAUCUCGAGCGUUUCGAUUUCGUGUACGUACCCAAAGUAAUGUGGAGCUUAACAAACAAACGUAUCCUGACGACUGAAUUCAUCGACGGAUGUAAAAUAAGCGACCGACAAUCCCUGAAAGCUAUGCAGAUUGAUCUCACCGAAAUUGAUCGGCAACUGUUUACCGCCUUUGGACAACAAAUUUUUUCUACAGGAUUCGUUCACGCCGAUCCUCACCCGGGCAAUGUGUUCGUGCGAAGAGACCCCUCCAGACCUAAACGAAUACAGCUGGUUCUACUAGACCACGGAUUGUACGAGCAACUGGCACCGGAUGUGCGCGAAAAUUUGUGCCGAUUUUGGGAAUCGAUCGUUCUCCGCGAUCACGCUGCUAUGGAGCUCCAUUCCAAGGCAUUGAAUGUGUCCGAUUAUCGUACCUUUGCUGAAAUACUGUUGCAACGGCCGCUAGAGCUUAAGGGGAAAAUUUCUACGCGCCUUACCGAGCAGGAUCUCGCCUAUAUGUCGAAACAGGCAAAGAAACACUUUGAUCGUAUCAUGAACACGUUGCGAUCCAUGCCACGAAACUUGAUUUUAGUGCUUCGCAAUUUGAAUACUAUUCGCUAUAUUGCAAGGGACCAUGGUGAUCCUGUCGAUCGACCCAGGAUACUGGCCCGUUGCGCUCUAGCCGCACUCUGUCCAACCAGACGCGAUGUGCGCAACUUUCUAUGGGUCACCUUUCGCAAGUUGCGCUUCGAGUUUUUGCUGUGGAGACAAUCAUUCCAUUACUGGAUCGUAAGCAAUUAUCUCAAGCUACUGACGAGAAUUGGCCGAUCGCCAGACACCUCACACCUGAUGAAUAUGCAUAUAGAUGUCUGAGCGCAAAUUAGCGAUCGAUCUAUCGAGUCAUCGACACGACGUAUUAAUAGGAAAACACGGAAAAUAGUGAACUCUGUUCCUUUAAUCUUAAUGAAUCGUAGAACUGCUUCGGUGAUAUAAAACCUGCGUAUGCCAA